AUGUGUCUCUCAGUGCCGACUCUCCUCCCGCGGUGGAUCUCUGCGUUCAGGUCUGCAGCCGCUGCUGCGCCGAGUUCAGAGCGCCGUCAGAUCUGCAGCGACAUCAGACACACUGCUCUCCAAACCCUCCAGUUCUCAUCGUGAACGACGAUCUGCAGCCAGCAGGGGGGGCCGGUGAACCCGGUGACAACGGCCCGUCACAGGACAGAUCCAACAGAGACCUUUGUACCUCGGAUUUCCCAGAAUCCUUCCUGCCCGCCGCCUGCUGCGCCGACCUAGCAGGAUACUCGUGGGUGAAGAGAAAGGUGGUUAUUGAGAACCUGGAGAGCACCAAAGUUGCCGUGGCUCAGUUUUCCCGCCGCUCGGAAAGUCGAAGCGACGUCUCGUCUCUGCUGCAGCAGCUGCUUGCCCUGCAGGUCCAACAGAUCCACCAGCUGCAGCUCAUCGAUCAGAUCCGCCACCACGUCCUGAUGUUUGCCUAUCACCACACUGAGACGCCAGACGCCCCAACAAUCUGCGCCAACGACCGUCCGGCUUCAAAAUCCACCAAACAGCUUAAAGCUCUCGGCGCUCAUCUGUCCCGGCGGCUCGCUGCGGCUGCGGGGUUCGCCAGAAGCUUAUCGACUCAGUCCGCCAACAUCAGCGACUCCAGGCAGCGAACUCACAGCAAAGACGUUCGGUUAGAUAGUUUGAAUAAAUCCACACCGACAGCACCUCCGGAGCACGUCUUUAAAACACAAAACACGGACUUCAGCUUAUUGUCCCAAACCAAAAUGCUGAUGUUCAGUGAUGACUGCUUCAUCAGACCUGAGAUCUCUCCGACUCGGCACAAGCACGCCGCUGCAGAUUUGAUACCAAACAUCAGCGCGAUGGUGGAGGAUCUGGACGCGCUGGCAGCUUUGGCCCAACAGAGCAAGUGCAAGAAUCUGAAGCGUCUCUUGAAACACAGAUGCAGAUUUUGCAGCAAAGGUUUCGGGAGCGUCAACGCUCUGCAGAUUCACCUGCGAUCGCACACCGGAGAACGACCGUACAGAUGCAGCAUCUGCGGGAACCGGUUCUCCACUCGGGGGAACCUUAAGGUUCAUGUUCAGAGGCACAAAGAGAGACACGCCCACAUAAACCCUCACCCUGCCCCAAAGCACCUGGACCACAUCCAGACCGGCACUAAGAUUGGUCUGUUUCCAGACGUAGCAGGGUGGCGUCAAAGAUUCCUGAAUACUAUAUCCGGCUCCCUGGAGCAGGCGGACAUCCUGUCCUCCUUUGUCAAGAGAGAGGAGCACCCUGCCCCCCUCACUCAGUGUGAUUUUUACUGUAAUUCAGCAGCCAGUGAGAACUUCAGGUCCAAACAAACACCCACAAAAACGUCUGACUCAGCGGAGACCAGGCAGCAAAGAAUCACAAAUCUUAAAGAUGUGAAACCGUCUUUGAACUUUGUCUCUAAAACAAUGAGGUCAGAGGAGUCCGUCACCUCAUUUUCUGGAUUCCUUUCAUUAAAAUGCCUCCCCAAACUCCAGCCACCAUUGGACAGCAGUGAUCUGUCCGUCCCCAACGAGUGCGUCCUCUGCCACCGCAUCCUCAGCUGUCAGAGCGCCCUGAGGAUGCACCACCGGACGCACGGCGGAGAGCGACCUUACCUCUGCAAACUCUGCGGCCAAUCUUUCACCACCAAAGGAAACCUGAAGACGCACCAGGCUGUCCACCAAGCGUCCGUCCCGCUCAGGGUCCAGCAGUCCUGCCCCGUUUGCCAGAAGAAGUUCACGAAUGCCGUUGUUUUGCAGCAACACAUGCACAUGCACCUGGAGGGUAAUUUACCCGAUGCAGAUCAAAAAUACUCUGUGGAUUGUGACGAAGGAUUCGGAGACAAAACAAAACUGAAUUUCAGUGAUGGAGACUUUUGUGACAAGCAGUUGUCCAGAUUCAAAUCUUUAUCCAUCCGUCUGUCCCCGUCGUUUGGGAAAACCAACACGAGGACUGGUUAUCCCGGGGAUCUGCAGCUCAAAUGGAUCAAAACAGAGCGUCCAGAGGGAUCCAGAGAAACAAACCACCAACAGGCUGCUGAAAGUGGUCCGUGCUCUGGUGCAUUGUCCAAGCUGUCUCUGUCCUCUAAAGGACAAACUCCAGUGUCUUUUCAAACAUCAAGGUUUGACUACCCGCUCCAGACGUGGCUCAACUCGGCGGCUUUGAAGCUCCGUGCUUCUGCCGCGGCGCCCGCCAACCUGCACUUACUGAAGGACUCUCCGAGUUUCAUUCACUGCUUCAGAGAAAAGGGCGUCCUGAAGAACACGUACUGCGAUAUCUGCGGGAAGACGUUUGCCUGUCAGAGCGCCUUGGACAUCCACUACCGGAGCCACACCAAAGAGAGGCCGUUUAUCUGCUCCACGUGCAGCAGAGGCUUCUCCACCAAGGGGAACCUGAAGCAGCACAUGCUCACGCAUCAGAUGAGAGACUUCCCGUCACAUCUCCUCCAACCGUCCAUUCCCGACCGGGGCGGCUCCAUGUUGUCCCCUGACUCUCUGAAGGCUCUCUCGAACGCCUCCUGUAGGAGCAGCGAGGGUCUUUGUGUACCUUCGCGCAGCUGUUCAGUACCAGAGUCUCCUGCAGCGCCACCCCGCCGGAUACCCAAACAGCACCACUGCCAGACCUGCGGGAAGAGCUUCUCCUCGUCCAGCGCCCUGCAGAUCCACGAGAGGACGCACACCGGGGAGAGGCCGUUCGCC
Plectropomus leopardus (leopard coralgrouper) is the source of this 2717-nucleotide messenger RNA. NCBI's taxonomy places the organism in Eukaryota, Metazoa, Chordata, Actinopteri, Perciformes, Serranidae. The record is from RefSeq and is a predicted model, not a curated record.